AUGUAUGUUUAUANACGCUUCAAUACGGCGACAACAUUUCCUUUGAGAGGCUCAUUAGAGCAGUUGGGCUUAAGAGAAAUCUUCAAUCCACAGCUUGUAAAUUUCGAUAUUUUGUCGAAGCGCUUGUUCGUGAAAGACGUCGUACAAACCACAAAAAUCAUUGUCAAUGAGGAAGGCACUGAAGCGGCUGCAGUGGCCACAGCGAUACUGACUAAUAAAAUUUCGCCGCCAAAAUUCUACUUUAAUCGUCCAUUCUUGUAUUUGAUUGCAGAAAAGCGUUCGAAUUCAUUACUUUUCGCCGGACAAAUUGCGAAUCCACAAUAAUAAAAUUAAAUAAAUAAAAAAAUUA
Molecule: messenger RNA, 349 nt
Organism: Rhagoletis zephyria (snowberry fruit fly)
Lineage: Eukaryota; Metazoa; Arthropoda; Insecta; Diptera; Tephritidae
Product: glia-derived nexin-like
Molecular function (GO): serine-type endopeptidase inhibitor activity
Source: RefSeq, a predicted model, not a curated record